AUGGCCCGCGAGAAGAAGGAGCCGCGCGUCAAGAAGGAGCGACAGGGCAAGAAAGAGACGCGCAAGAAGGCCGCCGAGGAGAAGAAAAUGGCCGACAAGGCCGAAGCGCUGGGCAACAUGUCGCACGCUGACCGGCUCGCCGAAGAGGGAAUCAUUGCCACGUGCUCGCACAACGUGCGCUCCGUGCACAAGAACUUUAAGGACAUUAACGUGCUGAACUUUAGCAUCACGUACUUUGGCAAAGUGCUGAUGGAGGAGUGCGACAUUUCGCUCAACUACGGCCGUCGCUACGGCCUCAUUGGGCGCAACGGGUCGGGCAAGUCCACGUUCAUGAACGUCUUGGGGGCCCGCGGCAUUCCCAUCCCCGAGAGCAUUGACAUUUACCACCUCAAGCACGAGAUCGAGGCCAGCGACAUGACGGCCCUCGAAGCUGUGCUGUCCGUGGACGAAGAGCGCAGUAAGCUGCAGGCCGAAGCUGACGCGCUCUCGGAGCAAAUGACCGACGAGUCGAUUGCCGAAGAAGACAGUGAAGCCAUCUCGGACCGGCUCACGGACUUGUACGAGCGGCUGGACGACAUGGACGCGGCGACAGCUGAAGUCCGCGCUCGUCAGAUCCUGUCGGGUCUGACGUUCUCGGACGCCAUGAUGGACAAAAAGACGCGCGAGUUUUCGGGGGGAUGGCGGAUGCGCAUUGCGCUGGCCCGUGCUCUGUUUAUCCAGCCGACGCUCCUGCUACUGGAUGAACCGACGAACCACUUGGACAUGGAAGCCGUUGUGUGGCUGGAAGACUACCUGUCCAAGUGGAAGAAGAUCCUGCUGAUGAUUUCGCACUCGCAGGAGUUUAUGAACGAGGUGUGCACGAACAUUAUCGACCUCACGAACAAGAAACUCGAGUACUAUGCUGGCAACUACGACACGUACAUCCGAACGAAGGCCGAAAAGGAGGAGAACCAGAUGAAGCGCUACAACUGGGAGCAGGACCAGAUCAAGCACAUGAAGGAGUACAUUGCCAAGUUCGGCCACGGGUCUGCGAAACUCGCUCGUCAAGCUCAGAGUAAAGAGAAGACGCUUGCCAAGAUGGUGCGCGAUGGUCUGACAGAAAAGGUCGAUCACGAGUCCAUUGGUGACUUCAAGUUUCCAAACCCAGAGCCGUUGCCGCCGCCAGUGCUCAUGUUCCAGAACGUGUCGUUCGGGUACCCGAACACACCGCUGCUGUACUCUGGCGUCGAGAUGGGACUGGAUCUGGACUCGCGCGUCGCCCUUGUCGGUGCGAACGGUACGGGCAAGACCACGUUGCUGAAGCUGAUUACGGGCGACCUGGUCCCUGUUGCAGGUAAUGUUCGGCCACACAGCAAGUUGCGUAUCGCGCGCUUCAGUCAGCACUUUGUCGACGUGCUCGACCUGACCCAGUCACCGCUCGAGUACUUCCGCUCACUUUUCCAGACCAAGUCGAUCGAAGAGGUGCGGAGCUACCUGGGCCGCUACGGCAUCACUGGUGAUGUGCAGACGCAGAUCAUGGGCCAGCUGUCUGAUGGCCAGAAGAGUCGCGUUGUGUUUGCGUACAUGGCCCAGCAGAAUGCCCACAUGUUGCUGCUCGAUGAGCCCACGAACCACUUGGACAUGGAGUCCAUUGACGCGUUGGCCCGUGCGAUCAACAACUUUGGCGGUGGCAUGCUGCUCGUGAGUCACGACAUGCGUUUGAUUUCGCAGGUCGCCAAGGAGAUUUGGCUCGUGGAAAACCAGUCCAUCAAGGUGUACCAGGGCGAGAUUUCGGACUUCAAGAUGCGCGUGCGCAAGCAGCUCAAGCUGGCCGACAAGCCCGUGACACCUGCUGAAGACUAA
This is a messenger RNA of Hyaloperonospora brassicae, 1842 nucleotides long. NCBI's taxonomy places the organism in Eukaryota, Oomycota, Peronosporomycetes, Peronosporales, Peronosporaceae. The record is from the annotation of a GenBank genome assembly.